UGCUGAAAACGUGAAAAAGUAGGAAUAUUUAUUUUAACUUUUUUUCUCAAAGUUCCCUUAUUAAAGACUCCUCACUCCGCUUAUAGAUCUUAGAUCUGCUACGACUAUAUAAAGGAGGUCCCCGCCCUCUUCUCUUUCAGAUCCAUCUUUUUCCUCUUUCUACUUCUCCUAAAUUCAUCAUCUCUCACAGAGUUAAUAAAGAAGAAAGGAAAAUGGUGAAGAUUUGCUGCAUAGGAGCUGGAUAUGUUGGUGGCCCCACCAUGGCCGUCAUUGCACUCAAAUGCCCUAACAUUGAAGUGGCUGUUGUUGAUAUCUCCGUGCCUCGCAUCACUGCCUGGAACAGUGACCAGCUUCCCAUCUAUGAGCCAGGCCUUGACGAUGUAGUUAAGCAGUGCCGAGGCAAGAACCUCUUCUUCAGCACAGAUGUGGAGAAACAUGUACGUGAGGCUGAUAUAGUUUUUGUUUCUGUCAACACUCCUACCAAGACUAGGGGUCUUGGAGCAGGCAAGGCUGCAGAUCUUACUUACUGGGAGAGUGCAGCCCGUAUGAUUGCCGAUGUCUCGAAAUCUGACAAAAUAGUUGUUGAGAAAUCAACUGUUCCAGUCAAAACUGGUGAGGCAAUUGAAAAAAUCUUGACCCACAACAGCAAGGGAAUUAACUUCCAGAUCCUCUCAAACCCUGAAUUUCUUGCAGAGGGUACCGCAAUCGAAGACCUCUUUAAACCUGACAGAGUCCUAAUUGGAGGCCGGGAAACUCCAGGAGGCCAGAAGGCUAUCCAAACAUUGAAGGAUGUUUAUGCUCAUUGGGUUCCUGAAGACUGUAUCAUUACCACCAACUUGUGGUCCGCUGAGCUCUCAAAGUUGGCUGCCAAUGCAUUCUUGGCACAAAGAAUCUCUUCGGUGAAUGCUAUGUCAGCUCUAUGUGAGGCUACUGGAGCGAAUGUUUCACAGGUGUCAUAUGCUGUUGGUAAGGACUCAAGGAUUGGUCCCAAGUUCCUCAACGCUAGUGUUGGUUUUGGUGGAUCUUGCUUCCAGAAGGAUAUUCUGAACCUGGUUUACAUUUGCGAGUGCAAUGGUCUGCCUGAGGUUGCUGAAUACUGGAAACAAGUUAUCAAGAUCAAUGACUAUCAGAAGAAUCGUUUUGUCAACCGCGUUGUAGCCUCUAUGUUCAACACAGUCUCAAACAAGAAAGUUGCAAUCCUAGGUUUUGCUUUUAAGAAAGACACUGGUGAUACCCGAGAGACCCCUGCUAUUGAUGUAUGCAAGGGACUGUUGGGGGAUAAGGCUAGGUUGAGCAUAUAUGAUCCUCAGGUGCAAGAGGACCAAAUCCAGAGAGACCUCUCAAUGAACAAGUUUGACUGGGAUCAUCCCCUUCACCUCCAGCCAAUGAGUCCCACAACCAAGAAACUAGUCAGUGUGACUUGGGAUGCCUACGAGGCAACAAAGGAUGCCCAUGCUGUCUGCAUUCUCACAGAGUGGGACGAGUUCAAGACCCUUGAUUACCAGAGGAUAUAUGAAAACAUGCAAAAACCCGCUUUCAUUUUCGAUGGCAGGAACGUUGUGAAUGUUGACAAGCUAAGAGAGAUUGGCUUUAUUGUCUACUCAAUUGGUAAGCCGCUCGAUGCCUGGCUUAAGGACAUGCCUGCUGUCGCUUAAGAGCAUUACUUUGUUCGAGUUGCUUGUUUUGGUAUUAACGAUAUUAGUUAUCAGCCAGUCUGCUGGGAUUCUUUACUAUUUUUUUUACCACUUCAAUUUCUGCUUCAUUUUGUCCCUUGUAGUCAUAAAACCAUCAUUGAUAUGAGUCGUAUGUAAGAUGUUUUUAAGUUUUUUUUUUUUUGUAUUGAUGAAACUUCUUUUUAUCAUUUACUUGUCAUGUCGGAGGAUUUAUUUGUUCGAUUAUGAAAGGUAUUUAAAUUUUGGACCA
This is a messenger RNA of Nicotiana tabacum (common tobacco), 1923 nucleotides long. RefSeq names its product UDP-glucose 6-dehydrogenase 3-like. Gene Ontology annotation, molecular function: UDP-glucose 6-dehydrogenase activity; NAD binding. Lineage: Eukaryota; Viridiplantae; Streptophyta; Magnoliopsida; Solanales; Solanaceae. Gene Ontology annotation, biological process: glycosaminoglycan biosynthetic process. The record is from RefSeq and is a predicted model, not a curated record. Gene Ontology annotation, cellular component: nucleus.